CUUCUUUCCUUUUCCUUUUUCCCUUCCUCUGACAAUAACCAUUGCAUUGCUCUUAUUCCUAGCCAUAUUUCCCUCUUACAGUAUUCUCCAUUUGUCUUCAUCACACUACUCCAACUACCACCACCGUCACUAAUACUAUUACUGCAACCAUGAACUUUGAGGAGAUUGAGGACCAGGAUGGAAUUCGCUUCUCAUUCAAUGCAUGGCCUGCAUCACGCAUCGAGGCAACACGAACUGUUGUUCCUAUCGCUGCUCUAUAUACACCCCUGAAGGAGCGUGAUGAUUUACCACUCAUCUACUAUGAGCCUGUUACUUGCAAACAGCAUACCUGUGGUGCCAUUCUUAAUCCUUACUGUCAGAUCGAUCCUCGUGGCAAGCUUUGGAUUUGUCCUUUCUGUCUCCACCGUAACCAGUUCCCUCCUCAUUAUCGCGAUAUCUCCAAUACCAAUCUCCCAGCAGAGUUGCUUGCCAAACAUACAACUAUUGAAUAUACUCUUGCCAGGAGUGCACAAGUCCCACCAAUAUUCCUAUAUGUUGUCGAUACCUGCAUGGAUGAGGACGAUCUCAAAGCACUCAAGGAUUCGCUUGUCGUCUCACUCAGCUUGUUGCCUCCACAUGCUCUUGUCGGCCUUAUCACUUUUGGUACCAUGACCCAAGUUCAUGAGCUUGGGUAUGGUGAGUGUCCGAAAUCAUAUGUCUUCCGUGGGAACAAGGACUACACUUCGAAACAAAUCCAAGAUAUGCUUGGGCUCUCAGCUCAGGUAGCACGCCCUCAACAGCCAGUUCGGCCCGGCCAGCCUGCGCCUUUUGCUCCCAGCGGUAAUUCGCGCUUUUUGCUCCCGGUUCAGCAAUGUGAGUAUACAUUAUCUUCAAUCCUAGAGCAGCUUCAACGCGACCCCUGGCCUGUAGCCACAGAUAAACGUCCUCAGCGUUGUUCUGGAGUGGCUAUGAGUGUCGCUGUUGGUCUCUUGGAGGCCACCUACCAGAAUACUGGUGGUCGUAUCAUGCUCUUUGUUGGAGGAGCAGCAACAGAAGGCCCAGGAAUGGUGGUCGGAACAGAUCUCAAAGAGCCCCUUCGAUCUCAUCAUGAUAUCGAGAAGGAGAAUGCGAAGCACUACAAGAAGGCAUCCAAGUUUUAUGAGGGAUUGGCAAAGAGGAUUUCUACCAAUGGCCACGUCGUUGAUAUUUUUGCAGGAUGCUUGGAUCAAGUCGGGUUGUUGGAAAUGAAAUCAAUGGUCAACUCAACAGGAGGCUUUAUGAUUCUGUCAGAUUCUUUUACAACAGCCAUUUUCAAACAGAGUUUCCAAAAGUUGUUUGAAAAGGAUGCUGAAGGCAACCUGAAGAUGGGCUUUAAUGCAACGCUCGCUGUCCAGACUACAAAGGAGCUCAAGAUUUGUGGACUGAUUGGUCAUGCAGUAUCAUCCAACAAGAAAACUGCGUCUGUAGGUGAGACUGAGAUUGGUAUAGGCAAUACCUCAGCAUGGAAGAUGUGCAGCGUUACUCCAAAGACGACAAAUGGUAUAUACUUUGAGGUUGUGAACCAACAGGGUCAGUCUCUCCAACCAGGAUCGCGUGGUCUUAUUCAGUUUGUGACGCACUAUCAGCAUUCUAGUGGAUUCUUCAAGCUUCGCGUGACUACUGUCGCCCGUAGCUGGGCAGAGGGAAAUAACCCCGUCAUUGCUCAGUCAUUUGAUCAAGAGACAGCAGCAGUCCUCAUGGCUCGUAUUGCUGUCUUCAAGGCCGAAAUUGAUGAUGGACCAGAUGUCUUGCGUUGGUUGGAUAGGAUGUUGAUUCGGCUGUGUCAAAAGUUUGCCGAGUACCGCAAAGACGAACCCCAGACAUUCCGCCUCACAGAGAACUUUUCAAUUUAUCCUCAGUUCAUGUUCCACCUGCGACGUUCACAGUUCUUGCAAGUCUUCAACAACUCGCCUGAUGAGACAGCCUAUUGCCGUCACGUUUUAAAUCGUGAAGAUGUCAACAACUCGCUGAUUAUGAUCCAACCUACACUCAUGUCUUAUGGCUUUGAGGGCGAGCCUCAGCCAGUGCUGCUAGACAGUAUCUCGGUGAAGCCUGAUACGAUAUUAUUACUAGACACCUUCUUUUACAUUCUCAUCUUCCAUGGAGAGACGAUUGCUGCAUGGAGGAAGGCUGGCUAUCACGAGCAGCCGGGGUAUGAAAACUUUAAGGAACUGCUAGAGACACCAGUGGUCAGUGCACAGGAGCUUUUAGUGGAGCGUUUUCCUAUCCCACGCUACAUUGUAUGUGAUCAGAAUGGAUCUCAAGCUCGUUUCUUGCUAUCCAAGUUGAAUCCAUCAACAACACAUGUCUCUGGAGGACAGUACGGCAAUGUGCCAGUGGGACAAGCCAUCUUUACGGAUGAUGUGUCACUGCAAGUGUUCAUGGAGCAUCUGAAGAAACUGGCUGUUGCUGGUACAUCAUAAGUGUACAUUGGUUUCGUUGACCAUGGAUAGAGAGUGUUCUUGACACAAUAAGAAAAUCGCUUUAAAACGUACUACAUGUCUUCAC
Lobosporangium transversale is the source of this 2526-nucleotide messenger RNA. RefSeq lists its product as hypothetical. Gene Ontology annotation, biological process: COPII-coated vesicle budding; intracellular protein transport; endoplasmic reticulum to Golgi vesicle-mediated transport. The coding region runs from base 150 to 2441 and encodes 763 amino acids. The record is from RefSeq and is a predicted model, not a curated record. The transcript is spliced from 6 exons. NCBI's taxonomy places the organism in Eukaryota, Fungi, Mortierellomycota, Mortierellomycetes, Mortierellales, Mortierellaceae. Gene Ontology annotation, cellular component: COPII vesicle coat; endoplasmic reticulum exit site. Gene Ontology annotation, molecular function: GTPase activator activity; zinc ion binding.